This is a messenger RNA of Mollisia scopiformis, 1224 nucleotides long. RefSeq lists its product as uncharacterized. The record is from RefSeq and is a predicted model, not a curated record. The transcript is spliced from 5 exons. NCBI's taxonomy places the organism in Eukaryota, Fungi, Ascomycota, Leotiomycetes, Helotiales, Mollisiaceae. The coding region runs from base 1 to 1224 and encodes 407 amino acids.
AUGUCUUAUUACGAUAAUCAACAAUGGCAAGCCUCGGGCCAACCAUCGUGGGAGCAGCAGACGCCGCCAGCACGAUCUGGUGCCAGCUCAGCCGUUCCGCGCGAGGACUCAGCAGCCUUCCAGACACAAUUAGAGGAGGUCGACCGUGCUAUGGAUAACCUCAUGAAGAGUGGAAAGAUGUUCAAUGUGCCCGGCCGUCGCGAUUCUAUGCCCUUGGUUGGUCCUCCAAGAGGAGCGUUUCCGGAACAAUUCGAUCCACGCAUGAGCGCCGGUCCUCCACGACACCACUCAGUCAGCGACUUCGGCGGUGGUGAUGCGCGUUCCUUUUCAGGGUCGAAUCUCCAGAGCUUUUAUGCCAGUCAACGACACCAGCCCUCGCGUGGCGCAAAUGAGGCAGAACAAGUGAUGCAGGCAAAGAGACGGAUGGCAGCACAACGAGAGCGAGAGCUGCGCAACUAUCACCAAGAGCAGCAGUACAAUCGAAGUAUUGUAGCUGAGAUUUCAACAUUUGGUGGUAAACCUGAUCGUACUAUGAGCCCCGGCAGCGGUAUGAGCGAAGAAGAGCGUCGUGAGCUCAUUGCCCGUCAACGAAGCGCUUUGUAUGGUGAAGGAUCGGGCUUCUCCGACAAUGGAGGUUUUGAUGAGAACGGAACGCCUCGUCCAGGAACCCAGGGUUCUGGAUCUCAGUCCGCAACAGGGAUUCGCGGUCACUCUCCCUUGGCGUUCGAUCACUACAACGCUCAGGGCCAGGGUGAGAACUCUAACCAACAAGCUUCGGCCGAGCCUCAAUCAGCAACUGGCCAAGCUCCUGGACAACAACGUUCCCGUGCGAACAGCACCUCGUCUCCAUCAUCGAACCCAACAAGCAGCUUCAGCUUGUUUGAAUCUGCUGCUCAGCAGUCGAGUCGUACAUCAACUUCUUCUCCAGGCGGAUCACCUCCACGCCAGAGUGGCAAAGCUCAGAACAGCUCUGUUGCCCCUAUUGGCACCCGUCCUAGUGGUCAAGCUUCCAAUCCGGCACUGAACAAACGCUCUACCACACCUUUGCCAUCACCGCUGAGCUACGGCUUUGCUGCUAAUGAGGAAGGUAAGGACGGACGCACCACCUCUGCAGCUUCAAACCCUAACUCGCAAGCACAGCAUGAGGUAGGGCUUGGAUGGGGUUCCAAGAGCGGUGUCUGGGGCAAGAGCAACCUCAACCAGCAAGCUUCCGUCUGGGGUUAA